Molecule: messenger RNA, 2599 nt
Organism: Coregonus clupeaformis (lake whitefish)
Lineage: Eukaryota; Metazoa; Chordata; Actinopteri; Salmoniformes; Salmonidae
Gene: abhd8b
Product: abhydrolase domain containing 8b
Exons: 5
Coding region: 373-1779 (468 amino acids)
Molecular function (GO): catalytic activity
Source: RefSeq, a predicted model, not a curated record
GGAGGGGGCAGCUCCAUGAUACGGAUACAGGACGAGGGUAUGGAACAGUUGGACAAGCGUGAACUGUGCGCUUUAUAGAUAAAAACUUGCACAUGUAGACAGCUGGCGUGCGCGUCUACUAUGCGUCCACAGGCACGUCCAAGAUGCAAUGGAAUUGAUAAACGCACCUUUCUUUUAAAUUGUAGUAGCCAUGUAAACUAGCGGGUGAGAAUGUUGAGGUUGAGAACAGUGCUGCAGACUCCAAUUAGAUUAGUUUAUUGGAUUGGCUGCAACAGAUUAUAGAGCUCCUGUUUCGAAGACGCAGUAUACGAGAAAGAAGCGUAUUAUCCAAUAAUUUUACUCCUGUGGACGUCGACAAAAAUAAGGGCAGCCAUGUUGACCACCUUAAUGGACGGCCUCCUCUGCUGCCUGACAGGGAAGUCGGCCAACGUCGUGGUUCCCAUAGAAACCUCGGAACCCGCCGACGGCUACGAGUUCGUGGAGGUCAAACCGGGUCGUGUCCUGAGGGUACGACACAUCAUCCCAGAGCGGGAGGUGGUGGAUGAGCCCAGCGGGCCGGGGGGAAGCGUCCACUGUAAGAGAAAGAUCACAGUGUACCGUAACGGACAGCUACUGAUAGAGAACCUGGGGGACGCGGUGAGACAGGAGCUGUUACAUGCCCAGAACGGAGAAACAGAACGCAACUGUACCGUGGAGGUGGAGCUCGCGGAUCCACCUUCCAAUCCAACUCCCACCCCUGACUCCAAAGUGGACAAGACAGGGUCAGUGGUUGGAACAGGGGGAGCGGCGACAUCUCCAGCCCCGACCCUCGGAUCAGCCCCAGAUCCGACCCAGCAGCCCCAGAAGCGGCGGCGGAAGCCCAAACGCACAGUGGUGAUUGACAGCGAGAGGAAGAUCACGUCGUGUAAGGGGACACAUGCGGACGUGGCACUGUUCUUCGUGCACGGCGUGGGCGGUUCCCUCGACAUCUGGGGCAGCCAGCUGGACUUCUUCUCCCGUCUGGGCUAUGAGGUCAUCGCGCCCGACCUGGCGGGUCACGGGGCGAGCUCGGCGCCUCAGAUCGCGGCAGCGUACACUUUCUACGCCCUGGCUGAGGACAUGAGGGCCAUCUUUAAGAGAUACGCACGGAAGAGGAAUAUCCUCAUUGGACACUCCUACGGUGUGUCGUUCUGUACGUUUCUGGCCCAUGAGUACCCAGACCAGGUCCACAAGGUAGUGAUGAUUAACGGAGGAGGUCCCACAGCGCUGGAGCCCAGCCUCUGUUCCAUCUUUAACCUGCCCACCUGUGUCCUGCACUGUCUCUCCCCCUGCCUCGCAUGGAGCUUCCUCAAGGCUGGGUUUGCCCGUCAGGGUGCGAAGGAGAAGCAGCUGUUGAAAGACAACAAUGCUUUCAACGUGUCUUCCUUCGUGCUGCGUGCCAUGAUGAGUGGCCAGUACUGGCCUGAAGGCGACGAGGUGUACCACGCAGAGAUCACAGUGCCCAUCCUGCUGGUGCACGGCAUGUACGACAAGUUUGUGCCCGUGGAGGAGGAUCAACGAAUGGCAGAGAUCCUGUUGCUGGCCUUCCUGAAGAUAAUCAAUGAGGGCAGUCACAUGGUGAUGAUGGAGUGUCCCGAGAGCGUCAACACCCUCCUACACGAGUUCUUCCUCUGGGAGCCUGACUCCCCGCCCAAAUCCAAACCCCGCCCCGAAAUCGCCGCCAAGAGACCCGAAACCGCCAAGAUCCCCACCGCAUCCAACGGGGGAGCAACACCAGAAAGCAAAGCCAAGACCAAGUAACCCAGAGGGGGAUGGAUGUGUGUUAUUGACUCCAGUCAAAGCUGACACAGCCAGUGGUGUGACUGUCGACCAUGGCUGGUUGUGCUAGGCAUGUCUCCUCAGGUGCAGGGAGCUGGUUUGAACUGGUUCUGAGCUGGUUUGAACCGGUUCUGAGUUGGUUUGAGGUGGGAUUUGAGGAGGUGGAACACAGCACACAGGGUCAGACGGGACCAUAUUGGGUCUGAGCCACUGCGCCACAACAGAGAGGAAGGACAGGAGGGCUGGCAGGUAUGGAUGGACAGAGGGACGUAAAUGAGGACAACAGGACCAGGAACUAUUGUAUUGUUCCUGGUCCUGUUCUGAUUGAGUGACUGGUCCCUGACUGGGGCUGGAGACAGCUCUGAAGAGGUGCUGAGUUGGGGAGGAUGGUCAUGGUCAAUCCGGUAAUGGUAUUGGUUUUGUGUGUUGCCGCUGUGUGGUACCAGGACCCAGGUGUAGACUCUCUCCCCUGCGAUGGCUUGUCAGUUGCCCAACCAGUGGGAAUGUCAGAACAUGGGUGGAUCAGAGAGCGAAAAAUAAUGUAUUGGAAGGGAUCAACUGACACAGGAAAAUAACUAGCCAAGAAGACUGCUUGUUAGGCCCAGAUUCAGUCAGUUCCAGGGCUAACCCGCGAUAACUGACAACUGCUGCGUAGCUGUUUCAUUGUCUUUGUUUAGGCGAUGUCAGAGGUGUAGCUGCGUUGGAGCUGUCAAAUCUGUGAGCGGCUGCUCUUGUCGUCAUUGUCACAAAACCACACACAUUCUUAAAUCCCACCCACAUUAGAUGUUCAGAAAUAAUGAGG